AUGGGUAAUGUCCGAGACGCAAAAGAGAUUUUUAUAUACAUGCACCGGAAUUUCCGGGUGUCACGAAACAUUCGGGCUCAUUGGCUAUUCGAUCACCUCAAUAAGACAGUACGUAUUGAAGAAUCACCAGGAGAGGGAGAAUAUAGCAAUGAAAUGAGCGUUGUCGGUAUCAUUCCAAUGAACGGCGAACCUGACGACUGCGUCGUUGGAGAGGACUUCAGGGUUUGCUUGGAUACUAAGAUUACUUACAUAUCACGUUAUUACCGUCAUGUUUUUGUACUCGAUCUUAGUCCAUCGACUAUUGUUGCGGAUGAAGAGAGUAAUUGCUGUUUACAUACAAAGCUUUUGGAAUGCCUACGACUGAGCAUGGCUUCUGUCAGCAAAAAGUUCACUAUUCCUGGAACACGUCGAACAUUUUCCCCACAAAUUUAUGUCAGUGUCUGCGUGUUCAUACCUUUUUUAGCUUUUGAACAGGAUUUGGUGGGUUGCCGAUCUGUUUCUUCUUUUUUGAGUGUGCUUGUACAAGGGAUCUUAUUGACAGAAAGUAAUAUAAACAGUGUUCUUCAUACAGUUACACGAAAAUUUAAUGAUUUGUUGAACAGCUUGUAUGUUUAUUCCAAAGGAAUUCUGCAAAAAUGGGGCACAUUAAGAAGAAGGCACAGAAACAAGUACGACUCAGCGUGUGGUGAUAUCGAAUGUAUAGGAGAGUAUGAAACAACGAGGACAUCUUCUUUGUGCAACGAUGGUUCACCAAAUAAGGUUGUAAAUAGCGUCCCUAUGAAGCCUGCUCCUAUUCAUCCUAGAAGCAUCAUGGACUACGUCAAGGGGGUCUGGACGGUAAGUGCUGCUGAAGAUGAGAACACAACAAGGAAUCCUCUCUGUGACGGAUACAUACAUCCAGAAUGGGCCCUAAUUUUCAUGUUGCGACUAGGCCUUAUUGCUGUGCAGAUGAUGCACGAAAAUACGCAAUCGAAUAUAAUUGUCAUAACGGAUGCAGUUUGUGGUAUGCCGGACGCAAAUGCUUUGCAGCAACUUCUUAGCCAACUACGAAGCUACACCGUUUCAUGCUCUUUUAUUCAGUUGCAAGGCCGUUCUCGCAAUGAAGCUUGUUUCGGUCAUGUGGCAUCAUGCGAACUGUUUCAUUUCCUCGCGAUGGCGACAUUUGGUGUCUAUAUUCCGAAUUGCCGCUGUGCAAUUGGCGUGGAUAUGAACGAUAUUCAUGAACCGCUGGUUUACUCUGAAGAUGAGGAAGAAGUUGACGAGGACGAGUACAAACCAUUGAAUCCGUUCCACAGGGAAGAUGUAACGAUAGAUCUCGUCAUACAGGCUCCCUAUAAUGAACUGAAGGACCUUUUAUCAGAAGGACAGUUUCCGAAUGCCGUGAGACAAAAGCUUGUCAAGUCUCUGAGGAAUCUUAUCGAUGACAUCCUUGAAGCUGAUCGUGUACUUUUACACAUACAUGCCUUCAACAGCGAUCCAGUAUUUUACACCAUUCCGAUCGGUGUAUCAACCAAAAUACCGAUAUUCACUUUGGAAGACAAAGCGAAGGAGAUGAGCAUUUUUCUUGGGACUGAACAAGAAAAUGCAAACACGUUCGUGGGAUUCUGGAGUUCUCUGUGUCAACUGAAUGAGAAAUCGUGAAAAGACAGCAAUGUGCCUGUAUACUUCUAUAUGGUCAAAGUGACGUUAGAGGCACCAUGUCUUAUUCUGAGAACGGCUUUUCUUGGCGGCAUAAGUAGUAUUGAGCGUAGAAGCGUGGUUGAUGCAUUCCGCCGGAAACUGCUCGAUCUCCGCAUCGUUGCUGAUGGGAAGGAAACGGAAGCGUUGUCAGUUAUUCGUCGACCUCUUGAACGAAUCAUGAUACGUUAUCGAUCAAUCCCAAAAGAUCUGCUGACUAUUGUGCGUGUCCGUGAGGACGAGGCGAUGGAAGACCCGAAGCUUCUUAUCCUUCACAAUGCGAUCAGCAAAUACCUUGAAUGUCGGUGA
Molecule: messenger RNA, 1986 nt
Organism: Haemonchus placei
Lineage: Eukaryota; Metazoa; Nematoda; Chromadorea; Rhabditida; Trichostrongylidae
Source: the annotation of a GenBank genome assembly